Molecule: messenger RNA, 2101 nt
Organism: Oryza brachyantha (malo sina)
Lineage: Eukaryota; Viridiplantae; Streptophyta; Magnoliopsida; Poales; Poaceae
Product: ethylene-responsive transcription factor ERF073-like
Exons: 4
Coding region: 716-1666 (316 amino acids)
Biological process (GO): regulation of DNA-templated transcription; ethylene-activated signaling pathway
Molecular function (GO): DNA-binding transcription factor activity; DNA binding
Source: RefSeq, a predicted model, not a curated record
ACCCUACAAACGGUAGUGAUCCAUCGCCACUCUUCAGUAAGCAUGCCCCCCCCCCAACCUCCCUGAGGUCUGAUCUGUUCUUGUUUCAUGUUCUCCUGCUCGAUUCUACCUUGAGUCCUCCUCCCUCGUCGUCAUUCAUGGCGAUGAUUUCUGCUUGGCACAGUGUUUGUCACAGCGUGGUCGGGGGCGACCACCAAAGGUGUGGUGUGGUGUGGUGUCUGGUAGUUGUGGUUAGGUUCAGUGGUUGUGGCGAUCUACUCAGACCGGCAUUAAGUCUGAAUCUUCAUGAUGGAAGCAGAAAAGGAUGCAUUGUCUCACAAGUUGGCAACUUGUCUGCGUCUGCAAAAUAUCUCCGGCCGAGUUGUUGAGGGGUUUGAUUCGGGUUCAUGCACCCACACCCUUCUUCAUUCCAAUGCAGAAAAUUGGCAUCCUGACACACCAAAGACCAAGUAGGCCACUUGCCAGCUCAACUAGCACUAAUAUACCAACCAUCAUGCUAAUGCUGUCUUGUAUCUUAAUGUGUUGUAUAGUUUAUUAGCUCCUCAAGAACAAUCCAUCUCCAGUACAAAUAUGAAAGCACAAGCUUCAAGCUUCCUUCAGACUACAAACAUAAAGAGAGACGACCAGCCACCCCUCGUGUACUACUUCCCAGUUCUACUGUCCAACUCCAUUGUUUGAUCUAGCACAGUUGGUUUGGAAAUUCUCUUCAUCUGAGAUGUGUGGAGGAGCCAUUCUCGGUGAUCUGUACUCGCCGGCGCGGCGGACGGUGCACGCCGGUGACCUGUGGGCAGACAGCGGCAGCAAGGGCAAGAAUGGUGGAGAUAGCUUGAAGAGGAAGGAGAGUUCUUGGGACUUCGAUAUCGACGGCGACGAGGAUGACUUUGAGGCUGAUUUUGAGGAGUUUGAGGAUGACUAUGAUGAUGAUGUGGUUUUCGGGCACGACGACCAAGAAUCCGACAUGAAUGGCCUCAAGCUCGCCGGACUCAGCGCCGCCAAGCUCGGCCUCGGCAGCAGGAAGAGGAAGACGCGAUACCGAGGGAUCCGGCAGCGGCCGUGGGGGAAAUGGGCGGCCGAGAUCAGGGACCCGAGCAAGGGCGUCCGCGUCUGGCUCGGCACGUUCGGCACCGCCGAGGAGGCCGCCAUGGCGUACGACGUCGAGGCCCGCCGCAUCCGCGGCAAGAAGGCCAAGGUGAACUUCCCGGACGCCGCCGCCCCGAAGCGCCCUCGCCGUGCGGCUGCCAAGCCGCCGCAGCAGCAGAAGGCCAAUUCGUCGUCGCCGCCGGAGAGCGUGAACGUCAGCAGCGACGGGUCCAAGUCCAACCGCGUCAGCUCGGCUGGCAGCAGCACCGACUCCGCCGCCGCCGCCAUUGACGACGUCAAGCUCGAGCUGCCGCCGGAGACGGAUCCCCUACCAAUGGCGGCCGCAUGGCUCGACACGUUCGAGCUGAACGAUCUUGACGGAUCACGAUGCAAAGACACGAACGGAGCUGUUGCCGAUGAUUUCGCGUACUACGAACCGAGCUACAUGAUGCAGUUGGGCUACUUCGAAGCGAGCGCGUACGACAGCAUCGACGCUCUCUUCGGCGGCGAGGCCGUUCAGGAUGGAGUGAACAUCGGUGGCCUCUGGAGCUUCGACGACAUGCCAAUGGAGUUCAGAGCUUGCUGAUCGAUCGAUGCAGUGAUCGAUCGAUGCGUGAACUAAUCGCGAGGAAUUCAGCGUUGUAACUUGUAACAUCGGUGAUGAUGAUGAUGAUGAUAUGAGUGUUGAGUGCAGUGCAGCUCUCUUUUUUUUUGUAAAUAUGAAUUCUUUCAAAUGUUUUGUGCUGUGCCUUUCUUCAGGGAUUGGUUCAGGCUUUUGUGUUAUGACUGAUUGGAGGAGAGAAAGAUAUCAUCUUUUGGUGUCACGUUGGUGCUCUACUCCAAAGAUGAUUCCUACCUUGCUCCCUUUCUGAGAUUACUGAAUAAAAUUAACACCCCGGCCUUUACUUUAGAAAAAAACUACAGCCAAUUAUCAUCACAUCAUUAGUAGUUUAAAACCACCAUGUUCCUAAAGUUGAUUAAGUGUCAAUAUUUUCAAGCGCAAAAGAUGCAGUGGCAUUGA